This is a messenger RNA of Micropterus dolomieu (smallmouth bass), 1548 nucleotides long. RefSeq names its product tripartite motif-containing protein 16. The coding region runs from base 1 to 1548 and encodes 515 amino acids. The transcript has a single exon. The record is from RefSeq and is a predicted model, not a curated record. Gene Ontology annotation, molecular function: zinc ion binding. NCBI's taxonomy places the organism in Eukaryota, Metazoa, Chordata, Actinopteri, Centrarchiformes, Centrarchidae.
AUGUCUGACAAUCUGCAAAAGGACCCACAAGUGAUCCUCUGCGACAUGUGUACAGAGGAAGACAGGAAACCGGCACGGAAGACCUGCAUGAAAUGUGAGAUCUCCAUGUGCGUCCAGCACCUCCAGGCCCACCUGACCACUCCUGUGUUACUACAAACUCAUCCUCUGACUGAACCCAUGUCUUUAUGUGGGACCACCAAAUGCCCCCAACAUGGCAAACUCGUGGAGUACUACUGCUUGGAUGACUUGACCUGUGUGUGUGUUUCCUGCGCCAUUGAAGACCAGCACCGCCUGCACAACAUGAAGACCUUCUCCACAGCCCACAAAGAGCUCAUGGAAAAGCUCAGUGCUGAGCAGCAGGCCUUACUGGUGAAAACUGAAGACGAGAAUGUGAGUCUGGAAAAGUGGGAGAAGAGUGAAAGAGAGAAGCUGGGUCGCUCUAGUGUUCGUCUCAUUGAGGCUGUGACUAACCUGCGUGACGUUGCCCUGGCCAGUGUCCAGAGUUCGGUCUCUGCCCGUAUGGUGUCCAUCAAAACCAGCAAGACCAGCAUCCAAGCAGCACAGAACGAGAAGGACACCUUCAGAUUCCUGCAGAUGUAUUCUCAGGUGCAUCAGGAUGUGGAGAAGGCCAAGGCCGUGGAUCUGAGAAAAGGGUUGGAGCCCGGCAGUGAUCGUGACAGACUGGUUCAGGAGAUACGACAGAAUGGUGAAAAGAUGGUGAAGCAAGCAGGCCACCUCUGGGGAUCUCUGUUGACUCUGGUUGAUCCAGAAAACCACCAGGAUCUUAUUGCAACUAGUUCAGACCUGAUAUUUGACCCGCAGACUUUUGGUCCCAGCAUGUCACUGUCCGAAGACAACAGGAUGGUUUUCUACAGCAGCUGGCUGGGGCAAUGCUCUGCCACUCUUCUGAUCCGCAGCACCCAGUCAGUUACUAACUUUCAGAGGUGGGUGGUCAGUCUUUCCCCAGACUCUGACUGGACCAUUGGUUUAUGUGACCAACAGUCUGCAAAGAACCUGAAGGACGGACCUGUGUAUGGUCUGUGCUGUGAAGGUCAGCAGCUCAGCUCUCUCACGACAGAGUGUGAUGAUUGUUGUGAUGCAUCAGUCAAUUCACAAAGUUCUGGGCUGUUUCAGUCUGACAUGUGCAAGAAAGAGAAACAACGCAGGGUUUCCUCAGCAUUAAUCACACAUCAGGCUGAAAAUGCAGAAGAGGCCGUACCACGACCUGAAAAGGUGGAAGUGUUUUGGAACUUUGUUGCUUCCUCGCUGUCGUUCUUCAGCAGAACUGGACAGCACCAGAGGAAUGAAAUAAUCACAAUUAAGAUGAGCCUCAACAACUGGGACCUGGUCCCCUUUGUUCAACUAGGAAAGGAAAGCAGUGAGAAUAUGUCCCAGCAGCAAUGGAAGUGUACCUGUGAGAAGGUUUACAGCAGGAACGACAAUCAGUACAGUGAUGGUUGGCGCUACUACUCUCACCGGGAUACUUGUUCCUGUGGAGAGAUUAUUGGUGGCAUAAGCAUCACAGAGGUGGUUUGUGAACUCAAGUAA